Molecule: messenger RNA, 456 nt
Organism: Prunus avium (sweet cherry)
Lineage: Eukaryota; Viridiplantae; Streptophyta; Magnoliopsida; Rosales; Rosaceae
Source: RefSeq, a predicted model, not a curated record
AUGUCAGGGUGCUUGCCAUUGGCCAUGAACUUAGCUCCCGAAGACGACCGAGACAGUAUAGGAUGUGUGAAGAGCGCAAACAACCAAACCUAUGGCCAUAACCUUGUCCUCCAAGCCAAGUUGCAACAACUCGGGACACAGUUUCGACAUGCUGUCAUCACCUAUGCUGAUUACUGGAAUGCCUAUUUCACAGUCAUGAAGAAUCCAAACCAGUAUGGUUUCAAGGAGAGCUUCAAGGCCUGCUGUGGGACAGGUGACCCCUACAACUUCGAGGUGUUUGCCGUGUGUGGCACACCGUCUGCUAGUGCCUGUCCAAGCCCUUCCCAGUACUUAAACUGGGAUGGAGUUCAUCUCACUGAAGCCAUGUACAAGGUGCUUACUGUUAUGUUCCUCAAUGGCAAGGCCACUCACCCUAGCUUCAGUUACUUGUUGGACAUGAAACUGCGUCGCGGAUGA